AUGCUCUUACAGGAGUCGGAUUCGCAUUUAAUCUUUCUUUAUUUUCUUCUUGCCAAAAAUAAUUGACAUAUGUCAAUUAUUUUAAUUUUCUGCUAAAAAUGUUAAUGUCAUAAAUGAAAGUUUGAUUUUACAAUGGUUUAUAUGUCAAUUAUAAAGAAUAAAAUAUGUUUUUUAAACUUUGUAUAUGUAUAUAUGUUUGUUUUAUAGUUGUACUUCAGAGUUACAUACACAUACCCUGUUCGAAAUGUAUUUAAAUAGCUAUUAUAUGAGUCAUUCUCUUAUCUUUGUUUGUUGAAGGGAAGUUUUUACUUACAAGUAUCACAGACUUGUUAUUGGUCUUUUGAUAGACGAGUAAAAAAAAAGGUAAAGACUCAGUUUGAUUUUUUCCUUUAAGAAAAAGAAGCAUAAUUAACAACUUAAUAAAGUGUUUAUUUAAUUUUGAUUGGAAAUUUAGUUAAUUAAAGUUGUCGACAUGACAAGAAUCUAACGAAUGUGAUCCACAAACACUUAAGCGACCACGUGGACCUUCUCCAUCCUCAUCAUUAUCUUACAACCAUAUUCUAACAUGUAUUUUCGACUGUUAUUCCUUAUUUCCAGCUUCAAUUCUUCAAAUGCAAACGUUUGUGGUCGUAGACUCGCACUCAAUCAAACACAUAUCUUCCAGAAUCAUGUUUAAGUUAACUUUUGUGGAAAGAAAGAAAUAACAUCGAAAUUUUAUAUUAGUAAGUCUAUAAAAUUAGCAGAUUAAUCAAUUUUGUAAAAUAAAUGGCUAAGAGACACAUGUCUAUGUGAUGCCUAACCAUUGUUAGAAUAUUGUUGAAAUAUAUGUAGCAUAUGCUAGUACUCAACCAACAAUUACAUAUAGUUGUAAUACAGUGUGUGUGUGUGUGUGUUUAUAUUCAUGAUAAAAUAUUAAUUAACAUUUUCCAUAUAGUAGAUUUUUGGGUAAUACAUGCAUUGCUUAUCUAUCAUUAACAGAUAAUUAAAGAAUUAGGUGUUAAUAUAUACGCAGAUUCAAUAUCAAUAUUUUUCUUUACCAUUUAUGGGGUUUGGUCUAUCGCUCUCGGUGCUAUAAGAACGCGAUAGCAUAUCUGCGUCAAGAAUAAUUUGUGCGUACACGCAAGAGUGACACCUACCUGUAUUUCCACAAUUCAUCUAUAGUCUCGUAGGCCCUUUUAUUUAGUUAUUCGAUAUACAUUACAGAAUCAACAUCAACAAAAAAAAAAUUGAUGCAAAAGUUAAGUUUUAAUACAAUAAAAAUCAGAUUAAUAAAAAUAUGUCAAGGACUAAAACAGUCUCUUAAUCUUUGUUUUAAGUGACUAAGUCUUUCUUCUCUUUUUUUCUCGUACUUUCUUAAAUAAUAUUAUUAUUUUAACGAUAAUAGAUGUUGAGAUAAUAUAGUGAUGUGGAAGGUCUUAGAUUGUCGGUAAAUAACAAAGUAUUUUUUUUUUGGUUGAACAACAUUUUCAUUAAAACUUCAGCUUGAAUUUACAACAGGAGCACCAACAAUAACCUAAAGUGCCAAAAAGAUUGAGAAACUAAGCAGGCUGAUAGCACAGCAUCUUCUGAAACUAAAGCUCCACACCAGGAUACUGAUGGAACAAAGAAAUAUUACAUAUAUAAUCAGUCAAAGGCCACAACAUUUCCUUUAGAAACCAAGGCAAGGCUGAGACAUGGAAAUCAAAGAACUAAAAAGACAGGACUAAACCAAAUAACAAAGUAAAUAGAUUAUUAUAUAUGAAUAGAAAGUAUCAAUAAUGGGUGCCAUUGCUAAACCUGUUGGAAACAAAACCAUGAACAGUAUAGUGUGCAAUCAUUUAUAUAUAUAUAUAUAUAUAUAUAUAUAUAUAUUGACUUUUAAACGCAACCGCUCGACCUUUUAUAUAUUAUAUAUUCACAAAUUUUAAACGCAAGCAUAUAUAAACGACAACAUAAAAUGUAAAUUAUUAUUCUAUAGCAACACUAGAGUAGCGAAACCCUUUGCUAAAAACACACACUAAAGUAGCGAUCAUGAUUUGAUCAAAAAAAAAAAAAGUAGCGAUCAUGCAUGUACGCAAUUUAUAUUUUUUAAUUAACUUCAAGGUACCGGCCCGGGACCUAUGUUUUUUUUUUUUUUUUUUUUGCUAAAACGUCUGUUUAUGUUUCACGUCUGGUUGUCUGGGUCUAGCAUAGUUUUGUUUCCAAAACAAACUGGAUAGAAUGCACCUUUCUUUUAAUGCACAUUUUUUUAUAUAGUUACACAUAAGAUGAUAACAAUUUGUAAAAGUGGCAAUUAUGUAUCAUCAAUAUGCAUGCACGAGAACGUGUUUUCGGAAUCUGCAGGAAACUUAUUAAUUUGAAAAUCAUAUACUAAUUAAGCAAAUUGUUGUUUACCUAAAAAUUAUGGUCAAGAUCAUUUGCAUAAAAAUAUAGGGCUACCUAGUGUAUUUUCCCUUAUUAGAUACUUUCGUUUUUUCGCAUUUUAACAAAUCAAACUGUUUAAUUCUAAAAAAAAAAAACUGUUUACGAUUAACGAUCAGUGCUUGCACAAACGAACAUUAAAAAAAUGUGCUUACAAAGUUACAAUUGAGGGUUUAAGUUUGUAACUAAUAAAUUGUAAAACUAUAGAGAAAUAAUACAAUUCUGAUUUGUAAUUAAUUAUAUAUAUAGAAUCAAACUACUUUCUUUUUUUUUGGGCAAACAGAAUCAAACUACUAUGUAGAUAAUUAAUUAUAUAAGGAAUCAAACUACUAUAUAGAUGACUAUGCGAUAGUAUUAAUUAAUCAGAUCAGUCUGCGUCGACAAAAGUGGGGGCCCCAUGGUGCGAGAUCGAGUCAUAAAGUUACAAUAAGUGGCAUCAGCAGUCAGGAGCGAUGCACCUUGAAGUUGGAAUUCGAUCAUACAAUUUUCAUGGAAUAUACCGCGCGGUUAAAAAGCUCUCUUCAUUAACAUAAGUAUAAGAUUAAAUCAUUAUCACUUUUAACAUUAUAAAAUAAUUUAUCUUUGUUUUCAAAAACUCAGAGUCAUGAUUACAAAUGCAAAAGAGAGAUUGCGAAUCCAUGAUUCUAAUACGACCACGUUUGUUCUCUGCUCGAAAAUGACACCCACUUUCACGAUUCAAUUUUAAGUAUUAACCAAUGAACCAGCCGCUUAUAACGAAAAAAAAAGAGACCUAUGAAUAAGUUCGGUUUACUAAAUAUGGGCUGAAUCUAUGUCUAUCACAAUGGGCCGUACUAAUAGCAAUAUGUCCAAAUGUAUGCACACGAUAACAAGGCCAGUAUAACCCAUCUCUAUUAUAUUUGGCGGCAAAAUUCACAAAGAAUCUGAGUCUGCCCUUUUCAUUUAACAAAUUGAUGAAAGAUCUGUCUUUGGUUCAAACUGAAUUGAUUUUGAACAAUUUUGUUUAUUGAUUCUGCAUCUUGAGUUGUGCUGCUGCUUUUUGCUUGUUCAGAAAGCUUGUAAGUAAUGUUCUCAAAGGCUCCUAUGAAAGCCAAAAGGACAUCAAAUCAUUUUUGUUUCAUUUUUCUCUUCCUUCUUAAUCACUUUUGCACCUUUUUUUUUCUUUUUUCUUUUUUGCACCUUGGUUCCUUGAUCUAUUUUGAUAUGUGCUGAAUAGACUCCGGAACAGCAAAAAUACAGAGCGAGUAUUUUGUGUUUGGAUCCAGCAAAACUUAGCCAUAGCCUACAAACAAUAUGCAGUUCAAACAGAGAUCUUUAAGGGAAGGAAGAGAUUUUGCGCAACAAUGAAGAUAACUUGAGAUCCACGAAACAACCCAAUAUAACCUUUUUGUCUAUCUAAAUUAGUAAUCAGUCACAUUUUUUUAUUCUUGAAAAAAUCCAAAAGCUAGGAGAAAGUAAGAUUUAUGGUUCGGAAUGUACAAGGUCACGGAUUGAUAUUUAUGGUUAUGGGAAAAAACGUAAAUAACAAGAUAUAAAAAGACCCAUCUUUUCAACAAUUACCCCUCUUUUAUUUUACCUCACAUUUUUAUCAUAAUCAUACAUAUCCUCUGAUGCAGCAUUAAACUCUCACUUCGCAAUUCACCAAUAUCUUCACCUUUCUCUCUCUCUCUCGAUCACUCAACUUUCUUUCUCCAAGAAUCUCUCUUCCUCUAUUGGACAACGAAACGCAAGAAUCUCAGAGAUCUCUCUAUCUCUUCGCCGGCAACAAUGCUGACUAACCGGAACCGUCCGAUCAAUACCAUCCGUUUACUCGUCGUGUUCUUCCUUCUUUCAACCGCAACAGCAGCAAGAAACGAGUCUAACCGAACCCACGGAGCAAACCGGAGGUUUCAACACGCGUACUACUCUUAUCCUCACCGCUCAUGCCAAUCUUUCUCUCGUCCCUACGCACGCUCUAUGUGCAUUGAGCUCGAAAGAAUCCACAGAAGCAGCCGACAGCCACUUUUCUCUCCUCCUCCUCCUUCUCCGCCGGAGAUUGACGAAAGGUACGGCGUCGACAAAAGACUCGUCCCCUCCGGUCCAAACCCGCUUCACAACUGAAACACUUUUUUGUAUUGUGUAGAGAAUAAACGAGAUUUCUUGAGGUGCAAGAAAAGAGCUAGUAGCUAGGGUUUCAUCGAGAUUCCUUCUCAGUUUUCUUGUAAAUCUUGUUUCUUUUAACUACGUUCUUGAUGUUUGUUUUCUAUUGCGCACUACUACUACGUUAUGAGCAAAACUACUACUACGCUUGUUUUUAA
This is a messenger RNA of Brassica rapa (field mustard), 4676 nucleotides long. Its product is annotated as CLAVATA3/ESR (CLE)-related protein 10. Lineage: Eukaryota; Viridiplantae; Streptophyta; Magnoliopsida; Brassicales; Brassicaceae. The record is from RefSeq and is a predicted model, not a curated record.